AUGACGACGGACAAACAAGACCAUGAAAAUAGUAGUAAUAUGAAUGAAGCCCUUUUGUUAUCAGAUUGUUCAAGUGAAGAAAAUAAUUAUGAGGAAGAUGAUGAUGAGAAAAAAAAAGAAAAAAAAGUUAUUAUAAUUUUAGAAGGAGCAUGUUUACAAUUAAUUGAAGUAAAAAGAUAUAUAUAUGAAUUAGCUAAUAGUAGGAAACAUAAAAAUAUAUUAAAAAAAAAACAAGUAGAUGAAGAAAAUAUAAAAAAUUUCAGACCUGAUAUAUUACAUCAAUGUUUAAUACAUUUAUUAGAAAGUCCUUUAAAUAAAUAUGGAUAUUUACAAAUAUAUAUAAAAACACAUGAUAAUCAAUUAUUUUAUGUAUCUUCAAAUUUAAAAAUACCUAAAACAUUUCAACAAUUUGAAUCUUUAAUGGUUACCUUUUUAAGAAAAUAUAAAAUUAAAGCACAUGAAAAAAAUAUUUAUUUAUUAAAAAUUAUAAAAAACGAUUUACAAAAUAUAUUACCUACAAAUGGAUAUAAAAUAGGAUUGUCUUUAAAAGGAAAAAAAGUUCAAUUAAAUAAUUAUAUCAAAGAUUUUAAAAAUACAAAUCAACCUGUUACAUUCUUUAUAGGAGCUGUAGCAUAUUCAAAUCCUACAAUGAAAUUACAAAUACUAGAUGAUAAUAUUUCUAUCUCCGAUUUUAGUUUAAGUGCAGCUAUGUGUUGUACAUCUAUAUGUUCAGAGUUUGAAAAUCUAUGGAAUUUAUUUUAA
Messenger RNA from Plasmodium adleri (nom. inval.), 762 nucleotides. Its product is annotated as ribosomal RNA small subunit methyltransferase NEP1, putative. NCBI's taxonomy places the organism in Eukaryota, Apicomplexa, Aconoidasida, Haemosporida, Plasmodiidae. Gene Ontology annotation, molecular function: rRNA binding; rRNA (pseudouridine) methyltransferase activity. Gene Ontology annotation, cellular component: nucleolus; small-subunit processome. The transcript has a single exon. Gene Ontology annotation, biological process: rRNA base methylation. The coding region runs from base 1 to 762 and encodes 253 amino acids. The record is from RefSeq and is a predicted model, not a curated record.